AUGUUGGUCACCUCUUCGCAAUCAUCGACUCAACGGCCAUUAGGUUUAUCGGUAGAAGAACUAUUUGCAUUAGAUCAUCAAUAUCGUCGUAUUGAACAACAACAACAUUUAGCACAAUUACAAAAUCAAGCACGUGUAGCAUCAUCAUCGAAUCUUAAUCGUUUAACUAGUCGUUCACUUGAUCUCAUAUCAUCAACAAAUCCUCAUCUUACUGUUCUACCAUCACUUGAAGUACAAGGUCAUGGUUAUACUCAUCGACCACAACCACCACCACCACCAAUAACAACUUCAUCCGUUCUAAAUUAUGCACGAUCACAUUCAAUUGAUCAACUCAGAUAUACACCACCAGUAUUUUCAACGCCAUCUUCGAAACUUUUAAAGCCUACAUAUAAUCAACGAUCAACAACAAAUGAUAGUAUACAACAAAAUUAUCAUUCAAAAUAUCGAACCAAUUUACAGCAUCCGCUUAUGGCUACCAGUACUCCGCCAUCUUUGGGAAAUAAUAUCAUGCAUAAUAUUCCCUCAUCAUCAAUUGAUCUUAAUAAUGAUACACGAAAUUCUUGUAAAUUACGUCGACAACAUCCUAUUAAACGUGAAUCAUCACGUCGAAUUGUUGUUCGACCUGUUGUACAAAGACGACGAGAACCAUCAAUUAGUUCAUCAUGUGAAUCAUUAGAUGAAUUACGUUUACCUACUCGUCCUAUUCCAACUGAACAGUCAAAUAUUUCCAAUCAAUCUGCACCAUAUACACCAUCAACAUUAUUAAUAAAUGAUAUUAUUGAUGAUUCAACGAAAAAAUCAUAUAAUUUAACACGUACAUCGUCAAAUAAUGAUUCAUUAUCUGAUGAUAGUGAUAUAAAUUUAUAUGAAAUGCGUGUACCUAUUGGUAAAACCUAUGAUACAUCAGAUAUAAGUGUACAAUUAGAAGGACCAAAAAUUUUAAUACAUUGUCAUACAAUAGAACCAACAGAUAAACGUGGAAAUUAUCGUAAACAUGAAUUUAAAACAGAAUUAUUAGUACCUGAUAUUGUUGAUGAUGAAACAAUUGUUGCUUAUUUAACUGAAGAUGGACAAUUAAUUGUUGAAGGUAAAUAUCAAUUAUGGGCAUGGGAAGAUAUUAAACGAAAGAGAAAAAUUGAACAACAAAAAAUAAAAUCUUCAUCAUCUCCAAUUCUUCAAUCAACAUCACCUCUAUCACCAGAACCACUAUCAUCAACAGAUUCUACUUUAACAUCGACAAGGAAUGAUGGAGACCUGCAACAAGAGAAGAUAUCACCGUCACUCAUAUCUAAUAAUCAGCGAAUAAUGUAUAAUAAUAAUAAUAAUAAUAAUAUUACUCCUCUAAAUACAAUUGAAACAUUAAAUAAUAAUCGAACUUUAAUUCAUAUUGGUGAAUCAACAAUAUCAUCACAACAAAAUACAGAUACAAAAAGUGUAAGUGAUAUAAUCAAUCGUUUUAAUACAAUAUCUACACCAACUAUAUGGGAUGGACAAUAUACAUUUACAAAUGAUAUUCCACCUCUUCUUAUAUAUCAUAUUCGUUUACCAUUUGAAACAUUAAUGGAUUCUAUACGUAUACAAGCUGAUUCAGAAUUAAAUUUAUUAAAACUUUUUAUUGAACAACAAGAGAGAAAUUUAUUAUCACAAUAUGAACAACAACAGCAACAAAAUAAAAUAAUAAUACGUUCAACAUCACGUUAUUGUCGUCUACCAAAAGAUCAUAGAUAUGAUUAUACUCAUUUACGUGUCAUAUUUCUUAAAGAUAAUUUUAUUCGUAUUGAAUUACCAACGUUAAAUUAA
This is a messenger RNA of Rotaria sordida, 1800 nucleotides long. Lineage: Eukaryota; Metazoa; Rotifera; Eurotatoria; Philodinida; Philodinidae. The record is from the annotation of a GenBank genome assembly.